UCGAUCUCGCCGCCCUGCGCGCCUCCUCCAGCUGGCCGACAUAUCCAAGGCGCCCCCCUGGACCUACCAGUGCGGGGUCGCUGGGUGCCGCCCACGCCACCGGGAACCUGUUGCCGCACUUCCGCCAUGGCCGCACGCUCCUCCAUGGCCCAAUCGUCGCCGCCGCCGGGGAUCCUCGAGCACCAUCAUCCUGGCAUGCAGUCCAUGGCCGCCUCCCCAUGCAGUCCCUUUCUUGCUGUCGGCGGAAAUCCUGUCAAUCCCUUCCUCUUCUCCUUCUCUUCCUCCAGUGAUCUUUGCUGGAUCCUGCCGCCGUCAACACCAGGCAUCGGAACCCCGGCCCUGCACUCCAUCACCGCGCCCUGUCUUCUUCUCGCUGCGGCUGCUCCACAUCGCACCUAUUUGCCCAGCAAAAUGCUGCACUUUUGGUGCAAAACCGUCAAAGAUGAACUCAACAAUCUCCGAGGCGACGGCACAACCAAAAAGUACGAGGAGUGGGACCGUGUGUACCGCUAUGACUACUACAACGACCUCGGUGAGCCGGACAAGGGCUAUCCGCGCCUGGUUCUCGGCGGCACCCAGGAACUCCCCUAUCCCCGUCUUGGCAGAACUGGCCGACCCCCAACAAAAACAGACCCUAGAUUGGAGAGCAGAAUUCCUCAGUACAAGAUACAGGAGGCCCUCAACAUCACUGUCUCGCGUGAUGGUAUUUAUGCAUCUUCCUAGUUGCUACGGCAAUGCUGGAUUUAAUCAUCCUAGGAGAGAAGAAGCAAAAAGACAAUCAAAGU
This is a messenger RNA of Triticum aestivum (bread wheat), 785 nucleotides long. RefSeq names its product probable linoleate 9S-lipoxygenase 4. Gene Ontology annotation, molecular function: metal ion binding; oxidoreductase activity, acting on single donors with incorporation of molecular oxygen, incorporation of two atoms of oxygen. Lineage: Eukaryota; Viridiplantae; Streptophyta; Magnoliopsida; Poales; Poaceae. The record is from RefSeq and is a predicted model, not a curated record. Gene Ontology annotation, biological process: lipid oxidation. Bases 127 to 723 code for a protein of 198 amino acids. The transcript is spliced from 3 exons.